Diabrotica balteata is the source of this 1834-nucleotide messenger RNA. NCBI's taxonomy places the organism in Eukaryota, Metazoa, Arthropoda, Insecta, Coleoptera, Chrysomelidae. The record is from the annotation of a GenBank genome assembly.
GUUCCUUGGAGCAGGAGGUUAAAAUUAUCCCGCUUUGAAAGUAAAUUUUUAGGUUAUAAUUUUGUAAACUGAAAAGUUGCUUAUUUAAAUAUUCAGUAUUAGUAUUAAUCAUAAUUGUACUAAAGAUGGCCGGUACAAGCAGUUCCAACGGGCAUUUAGAGUGUGAAGACGAAGAAAUGAGUAUUUAUAGGAAAGAUUCCAAUGCUGUUGUCACAUUCAAUAUAGUUUUUAAUGAGAGAAAUCUGACUGAACCAUGUUUAACAUUUAAACCUAUUAUGUCUCAUCAAGUAUUUGAAAACGAAUGUAUAUUUGGUUACAGAUCUUUGUCCAUUAAACUUAUUUAUAUGCAUAAUUCAGCCAAGUGUUAUGUAGAUGUGGUCUCCUCAGGAAUCAUUGAAAAGGAUGGUCAUAAGCCAGAUGAUAUAAUGGAAUGUUUAAAUCCUUGGUUGCCAGAAAACUACACAACAGAUAAAGAUGAAUUUAUUCAAUGGAUAAAUAAAGAGCAACAUAAUGUGAUUUUUGGGAAUAUCAUACACGAACAUAUUUAUAAAGGUGAAUUUUUUGAAGAUCAUUCAGUUGAAGUACAAUAUACUUAUAAAAUCACACAGUGUGAUAUUGCAGAUGAGAAUUUUAAGAAAUUUCAUCAGGCAUUUGAAACUUAUGUAAUUUGGUUCAUUGAUGGUGCAACUUUUAUUGAUCUCGAUGAUGAAAAGUGGGAAAUAUUUUAUGCUUAUGAAGAAGUUAAGCAUCCAAAAACAGGUCAGAUGUUGAUUACUCCAGUUGGUUUUUGUACUGUAUAUAAAUUUUAUUCAUACCCAGCAAAUAUUAGAAGCAGAAUUAGCCAAUUUUUCAUUUUACCAACUCACCAAAAAAGGGGUCUCGGAACAGCUCUCUAUCAAGCAGUAUUUAAAACAUUACAAAGUCUUAGUUCAGUUACUGAUAUUACAGUUGAGGAACCAACAACUAUUUUUCAAAAAAUAAGGGAUCAAAGUGAUUGUCAGUUAGUAAAGGAAUCUUUGGAAAAAAAUAAUCUUAGUAUAUCAGUUACACAUUCAAAAAAGAUAUUUGCACAUCUCAAGGAUCUCAAAUUUGGAAAAAAGCAGAUUCAACGUAUUUAUGAUAUUUUAUGUGGAUGUGAAGCAUCAUUGGAUAAAUUUACUUACAAUCAAUUUUUUAAAAAUAUUAAUAAGAGAAUUGAAUCAGAAGUAAACAAUAGGAUGAAAGUAGGGAUGAAGAAGAUGCGUCUUGUUGUCGAUGGUAAUGCUACACAUGCUUUAGUAGAUGAAGAAGCUGUCGCGAAGGCAGAAUUUCAAAAAUAUAAAGAGGAUCUUGAGUUGGCAGUUAAGUAUGUGAAAAACAAGUUAUGAAAAGAAACUUUAGAAGGUUGUGUUUAAUUUUAAUACAUUUUUAUGUUACUUUUAUUAACUAUUUAUGGUAAAAAUAAAGUAUUUCAAAAUGUGGCACAUUCAAAAGAGUUUUGAAAACAUUCUUAGAGUGACUGUGUACAUUUAUAAUUAAUUUUUUUAUUCUCAUCAUCAUGUACAGGUAUUUGCUGUUACUUUUAGAACAUAAGUCUAAAUGCUGCUGCUUUCUGUUUUUAAUUAGUUUACUAUUAUUUUGUGAAUAUUUCAGUGUAAGUAAUUUGUAGAUUUGAGUAACAUUUCUUUGAUAUCAUUGGUCAUGCACUCCUAAAAUUAAUUUGUGAUUUAAUUAGGAGAUUUAAAUGUUUUAUGUAAUAUAUAACCUACCUAGAUGUGUAAGAUGAACAAUAUUUAAAGUAGAAUUAUUGUAUAAUUCAAUGUUUUAAAAAUAAAUAUACAUUUAUUCUUUGUGC